This is a messenger RNA of Bolinopsis microptera, 3643 nucleotides long. RefSeq lists its product as uncharacterized. The transcript is spliced from 4 exons. The record is from RefSeq and is a predicted model, not a curated record. The coding region runs from base 439 to 1158 and encodes 239 amino acids. Lineage: Eukaryota; Metazoa; Ctenophora; Tentaculata; Lobata; Bolinopsidae.
AAUCACAAUUUAUUUUGUAGUUAUCUUUGUAUUAUUCCUCUAUUUAUUAGAUUAGUUGGUUUUUUGUAAGAUAUCCAUCGCAAGCCGUCAAGCCUGAUGCAAAACUCUGUGAAGAUCUGGGCUCUAUCUUUAUCAAUCGAUUAUUAUGCUGUUUUAUACCUAACCCUACAAAUUCAAAGCUUAUGGUGUCCUUCAUGCCAGUCCCUGGAUUAUUUCGUAUCCUAUUAUAUCUUCUCGCUGAUGAUUAAAGAUUUUCAAUCAGCCUGUUGUUUUGUUUUUGUUGGAAAAGUGUCCUUCAGGUUACGUUCUCAUUUAAAAUUUGGUAAAAUUCCUUGUUUUCUUAGCAGUUUUCUUUUGCUAGCUUAAAGUUUAGAAUACGUGCAUACCUCCGAGUUACUUAACUAACCAGCCACUCGAUUUACUAGCUCGGAAAUCAACAUGACGACCCCAAUGAAACCUUUCGAAUCUAAAGUAUGCAAAAUGAUGCUAGUUUCUCGAAUGGUCUUGGAAGAGGAUCAUCAGAAAGCAGCCUGUGAAGGUGACCUGACAAACUAUAUGGAACACUGUCCACAGUGGCUGAAAGCCCGAGACAACACCACUAACAACUGGAUGGACCUUGAUUGCAAGAUGACCGAAACAAUUGCCCUUGUCCGCGCUAUUGGAGCCAAAUACUUCCUGAUCCCGGAUGAUGCAGCCAUGGCAGAUAGAGCAGAAGAGGUUGAGAAAGUUCUCUUCUCUGUUAUGAACAGCAUGGUCUACCUCAUCAACAAGAUCUGCUUUGCAGCCAACAACCCUGAGAAAUUCUUCGACCCUGUCUACGCUAACCAAAGGUUCUCUAAGAAGUUCGUUUCGUUUGCUAAGAAGUUGGAACCUCUCCUGGAAGGACCCUUCAUCAUGGGAGACACCCUCCCUAUCCACGCUGACUACCUUCUCUACGCUUGCCUCUACGAUCUUCGUGUCUUCCUUCCAGAACCCUUCGAAGGUUCUGACUACCCAAAAAUCACCAACUUUAUGGACAAAUUUUACACGUACAGGAGUCCGAUUAGAAGAUGGUUUGCGUCCGAGGAAUCAAAGAUGGGAGAGUAUAUCCGACCACCUGUGCCUCAUAUCAUGACCCUGUUAGCUGACUCACAAGCAUUGGUCAAGAAUUUGGAGUGAACACACUGGAACAAUAAUCCCUCUGCACUGGAAUAAUAAUCCUUCUACACUGGAACCAAAACCACAUCAAAUGUCCCUGCUGCUAUUGUAAUGGCUUAUGUUGUGGCAUUUCUUGUGCUAUUCCUUUCAAUCCUGAAAUUUAUCUCAUGGUUUUAUUUCUCAUCAAACAAUAUGAUUGAAUUGCCUUUAAACUUAUUCAUUUCCUUCUUCGUUAUGGUUUUAGGUUUUAAUUUACAAUAUAUAAUUACCACAUUACUCGUCCAAUCAACUAAUCAAUAAUUCGAAUAGAUAGCCCAAGUCAACAUGCCGAUGAAACCUUUUGACUCCAAAGUAUGCAAAAUGAUGCUAGUUUCUCGAAUGGUCCUGGAGGAAGAUCAUCAGAAAGCAGCCUGUGAAGGCGAUCUGGCCAACUACAUGGAUCACUGUCCCUGGUGGCUGCAACCUCGAGACAACACCACUAACAACUGGAUGGACCUUGAUUGCAAGAUGACCGAAACAAUAGCCCUAGUCCGCUGUAUUGGAGCCAAAUACUUCCUGAUCCCGGAUGAUGCAGCCAUGGUUGAGAGAGCCGAGGCAGUAGAGAAAGUUCUCUUCUCCGUUAUGAACAGCAUGGUCUACCUCAUCAACAAGAUCUGCUUUGCACCCAACAACCCUGAGAAAUUCUUCGACCCUGUCUACGCUAACCAAAGGUUCUCUAAGAAGUUCGUUUCGUUUGCUAAGAAGUUGGAACCUCUCCUGGAAGGACCCUUCAUCAUGGGAGACACCCUCCCUAUCCACGCUGACUACCUUCUCUACGCUUGCCUCUACGAUCUUCGUGUCUUCCUUCCAGCACCCUUCGAAGGUUCUGACUAUCCUAAAAUCACCAACUUUAUGGAAAAAUUUUACACGUACAGGAGUCCUAUUAGAAGAUGGUUUGCGUCUGAGGAAUCAAAGACGGGAGAGUAUAUCCGACCACCUGUACCUCAUAUCAUGACCCUUCUGGAUAGAUAGAUAAAUAUGCUGAUUUAUGAUGUUGAUAAUGAUAUGACCUUUUGGAAGGGUGCCAAACACCCACGCUGACUACAUUCUUUCACUUUAACUCCACCAUCUUGGAUUUAUUCUUCCAGAACCCUUCUGGUUCUGACUACCCUAUUAUCACUGGAACAAUCAUCCCUCUACCAAAACCUUAAUCUAGAUAAAGUAUAAACCAUAUUUCCCUCUUACUAUUCCUAUUUGAAAAUAUUGAUUAGAAUUCUAUAUAAUAAUGACUUAUGUUGUGCAAUUCCGUUGUAUCUUGUAUAACGUUUGCUAUCUAAGCUGAAAGCUAUCCUCCGGUUUUAUUUUUUAUCCAACAAUAGAAAUGAAUUUGCUUUAAACUUAUCCAUUUCCUUCGUCUUUAUGGUUGUAGAUCAUAAUUUACAAUUUACAAUAUAUAUACUUAUCGCAUUGUUUGCCCAAUCAACUAACCAAUAACUCAAAUAGAUAACCCAAGUCAAUAUGCCGAUGAAGCCUUUUGAUUCCAAAGUAUGCAAAAUGAUGCUGGUUUCCCGGAUGGUCUUGGAAGAAGAUCAUCAGAAAGCAGCCUGUGAAGGCGAUCUGGCAAACUACAUGGAUCACUGUCCCUGGUGGCUGCAACCACGAGACAACACCACUAACAACUGGAUGGACCUUGAUUGCAAGAUGACCGAAACAAUUGCCCUAGUCCGCUGUAUUGGAGCCAAAUACUUCCUGAUCCCGGAUGAUGCAGCCAUGGUUGAGAGAGCCGAGGCAGUAGAGAAAGUUCUCUUCUCCGUUAUGAACAGCAUGGUCUACCUCAUCAACAAGAUCUGCUUUGCGCCCAACAACCCGGAGAAAUUCUUUGACCCUGUCUACGCUAACCAAAGGUUCUCUAAGAAGUUCGUUUCGUUUGCUAAGAAGUUGGAACCUCUCCUGGAAGGACCCUUCAUCAUGGGAGACACCCUCCCUAUCCACGCUGACUACCUUCUCUACGCUUGCCUCUACGAUCUUCGUGUCUUCCUUCCAGAACCCUUCGAAGGUUCUGACUAUCCUAAAAUCACCAACUUUAUGGAAAAAUUUUACACGUACAGGAGUCCUAUUAGAAGAUGGUUUGCGUCUGAGGAAUCAAAGACGGGAGAGUACAUCCGACCACCUGUACCUCAUAUCAUGACCCUUCUGGAUAGAUAGAUAAAUAUGCUGAUUUAUGAUGCUGAUACUUGAUAAUGAUAUGACCCUUGGGAGUUUGGAAGGGUGCGAAACAACCGCGCUGACUAUAUUUUCUCACUAAACUCCACCAUCUUGGUUUCUUUCUUCUAGAACCCUUCUGGUUCUGACUACCCUAUUAUCACUGGAACACUCAUCCCUCUACCAAAACCUUAAUCUACAUAAACCAUAUUUCCCUCUUACUAUUUCUAUUUGAAAAUAUUGAUUAGAAUUCUAUAUAAUAAUGACUUAUGUUGUGCAAUUCCGUUGUAUCUUGUAUAACGUUUGCUAUCUAAGCUGAAAGCUA